Molecule: messenger RNA, 612 nt
Organism: Pygocentrus nattereri (red-bellied piranha)
Lineage: Eukaryota; Metazoa; Chordata; Actinopteri; Characiformes; Serrasalmidae
Gene: ndufb3
Product: NADH:ubiquinone oxidoreductase subunit B3
Exons: 4
Coding region: 158-436 (92 amino acids)
Biological process (GO): mitochondrial respiratory chain complex I assembly; electron transport chain
Cellular component (GO): mitochondrion
Source: RefSeq, a predicted model, not a curated record
GGAAAAUUUCUCUCGGACAGUCUAAAGAGGGCUUCGUCUGCCGGAAGCUGCUGGAGGUCACAGAGUGGGUCUGUUUUUCGUUUACUGCAAGAAGCCAAAAACCACCACCGGUGGUCCCGAGGAGCAUAAGAGGCUACAUCUGGAACGUUGAGCCGAGAUGGGUGGGGAUCACGGGCACAGCAAGUUGUCCAUGCCGGACUACAAAGUCUGGAAAUGGGAGGGGACGCCACUGGAGGCAACCCAACAGCGGCUGGCGCGAAGGGGACUGAGGGACCCCUGGGCACGAAACGAAGCAUGGAGGUAUGCAGGCAGCUUCGGCCACGCUGUCACCUUCAAGGAUGUGCUGAUGCGUGGAUUUAAAGGAGGAUUCGUUGCGUUUGCGGUGGCUCUCGCUGUGGAGUACGCUUUCUUCCCUCCAAAGAAAUCUGAUCACUGAGGGCAGCUUCAACUUCAGAGGCCCAAAGAGCCCAAACCCAGUAGAGCCACAUGCCAUCGGACUCUUAUUCUCCUCCCGGGCUACUAAGCCGGUUCUUGUCCUUCUAUAAAAUCCUCACCUGUUAUUCUGUGACAGAUUUUGACUGAUUGAAUAAUAAACGUAACAUAUUGAGUGAA